UCUUGCUCACGCUGUUGAGGAAACCUGCAGUUCAGUUCACAGCAACACUAGAUAUUUACCCCUCGGCUCAGAAGAUCCCAGAGAUGAUAAAACAAGACACAGAAGAGUCUGCCACCCAGGGCAGUGAGGAUGCUCCACCUACAGCAGGAGGGACGGAGUCACCUGCAGCUGCUAAAGACAGCUUGGACAGCAACAGCCCCAAAGAGUCUGAACCACAGACGCCACAGACAGACACACCUCCACAAGGCGAUGAGGGGGGAAGUGAAGUUGCAGAAGCCGCACUUUCAUGCGACAUGGCUGAGGAGCUGAGCCGGCAGCUGGAGGACAUCCUCAGCACCUACUGUCGGGAGAGCAUUUCAGACGACGCCAGCAUGGUGCCUAACGGGCAGUCACACAGCCCAGAGCUCAACGGGCUGACCAACGAGAGGGAGGACGACAAGCCAGAGGACAAAGUCAACGGAGCUGGCAACGGCGUGGAGAAGGAGCAGAAGAAGACUCAGGAGAAGAAGAAAGUGAAGGGUCUAGGCAAAGAGAUCACGCUUCUCAUGCAGACUCUGAACACGCUGAGCACCCCAGAGGAAAAGCUCGCAGGCCUCUGUAAGAAGUACGCUGAACUGCUGGAGGAGCACCGCAACACUCAGAAGCAGAUGCGAGUUCUGCAGAAGAAACAGAACCAGCUUGUCCAGGAGAAAGACAACCUGAGGAACGAACACAGCAAGGCCAUCCUGGCUCGCAGCAAGCUGGAGAGUCUGUGCAGGGAGCUGCAGCGACACAACCGCUCACUCAAGGAGGAGGGGAUGCAAAGGACGCGUCUGGAGGAGGAGAAAAGGAAGGAAGUCACCUCCCAUUUCCAGGUGACACUAAAUGACAUCCAGGCUCAGAUGGAGCAGCACAACGAGAGGAAUGCCAGUCUGCGACAAGAGAACACGGAGCUGGCUGAGAAACUCAAGAAGCUCUAUGAACAGUACAAACUACGAGAGGAGCACAUAGACAAAGUGGUGAAGCACAAAGACCUGCAGCAACAGCUGGUGGACGCCAAGCUGCACCAGGCUCAGGAGCUGCUCAAGGAGUCAGAGGAGCGCCACGACAGAGAGAAAGAAUUUCUACUGAAAGAAGCGGUGGAGUCUCAAAGGAUGUGUGAGCUGAUGAAGCAACAGGAAGUUCACCUCAAACAGCAGCUUUCACUGUACACAGAGAAGUUUGAAGAGUUUCAGACCACUUUGUCCAAGAGCAACGAGGUCUUCACCACAUUCAAACAGGAGAUGGAGAAGAUGACCAAAAAGAUCAAGAAGCUGGAGAAGGAGACGGCCAUGUAUCGGUCCAGGUGGGAGAGCAGCAACAAGGCUCUUCUGGAGAUGGCAGAGGAGAAAUCAGUGCGGGACCGUGAGUUUGAGGCUCUGCAGGGUAAAGUCCAGCGGCUGGAGAAGCUGCGGCGGGCGCUAAAAGUCGAACGCAACGAGCUCAACAAGAAGGUUCAAAACCUCAGCGGUCAGGACGGAGGCACAGCAGGAGCCCCCACCUCCGACCCCGGGACUGACUCCCCCUCUCCACCACCCACAGACUCUUUACUAGAGCCCAGCAGCCACCCUGUCCCUGACAGCACCCCCUGCUCCCAGUCCUGCCGCUGUGAGCCUGAACUGGACUCACACAGCCUCCUAGAGGAGGCAAAAGCUCCGCCUGUGGCCGCGCAGGAAUGAAGCGACGCUGCUCACAGUCUCCUCUCUCCCCUCCAGCAUCAAGCCACCUAACUAUAAGCCACCAGCCUGCAAGCCACUCCUCCUCCGCUGGAUGAAGCUGAUCACAUAGCAAGGCUAGCUCGUGUCCUCCCAGCAUGCUCUGCAGGCUUUCUAAAGGUGAUGAGAAGAUUGUGCCUCAUCGGUCAGUACAUUUACAUGCACACCAUGACUAGGUUACUGAGAAUGACCUUUUUAAGAUGAAAGUUAUCUUGACUAAUGUGGUUAAGUAAUUAGCACCAGAAAUAAAUCCAUUCUUCAGUUGAAAAUAACCUAUUUUUUGGUGACACUCCAAGAGUGUGUUACAUAUGCUGCUGCUUGUGUCGAAACAUGGCUUUCAUGCCACAAUACGAUGUCAGUGGUUAACUCUUAAUAAUAACUUUAUUCAUACAGCACUUUUAAAAACACGAACAAAGCAAGGCAGAGGUGAUAAAAGUUGAUAAUACCAAACAAAGGCCAGACAAGAGUCAAUGUAGAAUUAGAUUGGAGAUUUUAGGCAGAAACAUGUUAGAAAUAUGAUAACAAAAUAAAGGCAUUUAACACGGAAGAUUAGUAAUAAUGAUAAUAAUAAUAAGCUGGAUCAAGACAGAAUAAAGAGAUUUGUUAAAAGACAAUUAAAAAGUCUAUAAAAUGGGUUUUAAUAAUAGAUUUAAAAGAAGCCACUGAUUAAUGGAUUAACCACCAAGAAUAGUUUUGACCUUUUAUGCAUGUCUGUCUAUAGAUUCAUUUUGCUACUCUUUAAUUCACUGCUCUGGGUACCAUCCAAAUCUGGAAGGAGCCGUGUUAACGUGGAAACAUGGAACCCACUGCUGUUUGGGCUUCACUGCUUAGCUGAUGUUAGCCUUAGCUGCUCUGCACUGGGUUAGCAAGCAGCGCUGCUGUGGAAACAUUGUGCCCAAGUGUCCCCUUGGGUCACCCCAGUGAGUAAGCAGUUCAGUUUUAAGCCUUUAGCAUUGUUGACUAUUGUUAACUCUGUUAGCACUGUUAGCAUCGCCGGCAGGGCUAGUGGUGCUGACAUAGUAAACAAUGCUAAAGGGGGUUUGUGGCUUAAAAUGAAGGCACAUACUCAUGAGGGGGACCUGAAAGAAAGACCAGAGGUUUAGCUAAAUGUUUUAUCUUCAGCAGGGACGGCGGUGUUUGCCAGCUUCCACCCAAUGUUUCUACAGCAAAGUGCUGAGCAGCCAGUGCUAUCAGUGGCUAACCAAUGUUGACUGAUGGGUGGGGAGAAGGCAUGAUGUUAACGCAUGUUAACCCAGCUAGAAGGCUGUCUGUCAGCAACAGAUGGUAAAAUGAAAUUAAAAACAUUUCCAAUACGAAACAUUCAAAUUUCACCACCUCCAGAACGAUGACACUUUAAAACGCGCAAAAAUUCACUUUGUGCGAACUGUCCCUUUAACUUGACUAAAACAGCUCUACAACUUUCCAUGACAGCUACAACAAUCUGAGCUAGUCUUAGUGUGAAUGUAAAUGUACAGACUGUGCUGUUCUCUUUUACUACACAUUCCCUUUCUGAAACAGCGCUGCUCGGGAUGACACAAGCCAAUCUGACGAGGAGUCAUCAGAGUGUGUGUGUGUGUGUGUGUGUGUGUGUGUGUGUGUGUGCGCGUGCGUGCGUGCGUGCGUGCGUGCGUGCGUGCGUGUGCGCGGCCACUCAGUUUGUCUCAUUUACAUCUUGAGAAUCAAAGUGGUCGGAAGGAGUUUGACUCACAGCUCGCCAUAAAGGCCACUUGUCAUAAUUUACUGAUUUUGUUUCAGGUGAAGUCUUAACAGAGAUGUGAGUCAAAUAAUUUCUUUAGCCAAAUCAAGUUCUUAAUAACAAAGAAAUAAUAUAGAAUUCUGCAGAAUUAUUGAAGGAAAUUUCUCAUUCUUAAUGUCCGCACAGCUCAAAUGCACACAACAGCAUUUGUAAUUUGAUCUGAGUUGUUGCUUGUAGACAUUUCUCUGCUCAUGUUUUUGUUUUUUUUUUUGCUUGUUUGCAUCACACUGCUUUGUUUCUGUUUGAUUUUGUGGUCUGUAUUUAUUGUUGACAGCAUAAUCUUAUAUUGAUAUGCAUCCUAUAAGAGCACCACUAUAACAAUAUAUGUUUAUUUUUUAUGAAUUUAGAAAUGUAUUAAGGUGACACUUUAAUGACCAACGCUUCAUUCCUAAUCUUUCAGUUCGGUUGUUAGCAACAUUAUUUUUUUAUUUUUUACAGUCUGCUCAUAACUUUGUCAGCCGACCACUUGAAGCUCGUUUAACUCUGUCAUUGGUGAGUAUGAUUUGUGUGUGUGUGUGUGUGUGUGGUUUCCGUGGCGAUGAUUGUCUAUUCCCAGCCCUGGUAAUUGCAGUAGCUUGUAAAUCAGGUUUUAACUCAAGAAUGUUAAAGGAACCUCUAUGCAACGCUUGCCUCUUGGUUUUUAUUCUGUGGCAGUCUCAACUGACAAGCACUUAGCUGAGAAUGUAUAUUCAUGAUCUCCACUCUCCCGCAUGGAUGUAUUAUAAAACAUAUCUCACAGCAGAACUUAAUUUUUGCUCUGAACCUCGAUGAUCGCCUCUCUAUCGUCUGACAUUGAACGUAAUCUGGUGCAUCUUUCCUGGUACUUUGACAAGGUGCGGUGACUGAGCCCCAUGGGAAGACGGAGGGAAAAUGUUCUGAAUCGUAGUUUUCACUCCCAAACAUGUCCAUUUCUCUUCUUCUGUACUACUUAAUAUGUAGCAUCGGUAACAAGGUGUCAACGUAUAGAAUCAGUCAUUUUUCAGCUGACAUAGAAAUGGCAAACUUAAUUUCUUCCAUUGUCCCACAGAGGACAGACUCAUUGUACCUCUGGUCCCGUGGUGGAGGUGGACGAUCACUGACCAUGAGAAGGAACCAAAGAUGUUUCCUUUUUUUUGUCUUUUGCAGUACUUUUAUCUGGCCCUGUAUAUUUUGUUUCUUGUUAAAUAAAAGAUGUACUGGUGUAUA
Plectropomus leopardus (leopard coralgrouper) is the source of this 4674-nucleotide messenger RNA. It is a transcript of the gene txlna, whose product is annotated as taxilin alpha. The record is from RefSeq and is a predicted model, not a curated record. Gene Ontology annotation, molecular function: syntaxin binding. NCBI's taxonomy places the organism in Eukaryota, Metazoa, Chordata, Actinopteri, Perciformes, Serranidae.